AUGGUUAGACCACGUAUAAAAUUUGGCACACCUUUAUUUUCUUCAGCAGAUUAUGAUUAUAUUAUGCAAUGCCGUGAUUUGGAACCAAGAAAUGAAAUUUUAAAGGAUUUAUUAAAAAAAUAUAGAACAUCAUCAAAACGGAUUUAUCAAAUCUGGAGAGAAGAAGCUAAUAGGGUUGCUUGGGAUCAACCUAUACCUCAAACAUAUAAUCACGAUACUAAGUGUCUUGAGUCGGAGACUCGUGGCUUUGCCACUGACACUAGCUCCGCUAAUAUAUCAAAUUCUGCUACAGAUGUUCUUCAUAUAGAAUCCCUGUCUUUAGAUAGAGAUAAAGUCCCAUUGCUAUGUAGGACCGAAGAGUCAACCCUAAAGGGUUAUAAUAUAUCAGAAGAACCAAGUAAACGAACAAAAACAAAGAGAUCCAAAUCUGUUCGAAAAUCCAACUUGCCUAUUAUCACCAAAGACUUAAUAGAAAAAAUAGAUGAAAAGCCUGCAUAUUCUACAGAUACAUUAGCCUCUUUUAGACGUGCAGUAGAAGAAGGCAAGGAAAAUUUAUCAAAUUCGAAAUAUAAAAUUGAUGAGUUAUAA
Messenger RNA from Entrophospora sp. SA101, 588 nucleotides. Lineage: Eukaryota; Fungi; Glomeromycota; Glomeromycetes; Entrophosporales; Entrophosporaceae. The record is from the annotation of a GenBank genome assembly.